This is a messenger RNA of Neolamprologus brichardi, 1252 nucleotides long. Its product is annotated as ras-related protein Rap-1b. The record is from RefSeq and is a predicted model, not a curated record. Gene Ontology annotation, molecular function: GTP binding; GTPase activity. NCBI's taxonomy places the organism in Eukaryota, Metazoa, Chordata, Actinopteri, Cichliformes, Cichlidae. Gene Ontology annotation, cellular component: membrane. Gene Ontology annotation, biological process: Rap protein signal transduction.
GCAGGAGGGAGCGGCUCUGGUCGAGCGACGUUCACUGCGAACAGGAGAGAGAGUGAGCGGCGGAGAGCGCAGCGGAGCGGACGGGUGGAUGACUACAGACAGUCAGGAUGCGUGAAUACAAACUGGUUGUUUUAGGAUCAGGAGGCGUCGGCAAGUCAGCUCUGACUGUCCAGUUUGUUCAGGGAAUCUUUGUGGAGAAAUACGACCCCACGAUAGAGGACUCCUACAGAAAGCAAGUCGAGGUCGAUGGACAGCAGUGUAUGCUGGAGAUCCUGGACACAGCAGGAACAGAGCAGUUCACAGCAAUGAGAGACCUGUACAUGAAGAAUGGCCAGGGCUUUGCUCUGGUUUACUCCAUCACGGCUCAGUCCACCUUCAACGACCUUCAAGACCUCCGAGAGCAGAUCCUCAGAGUGAAGGACACGGAAGAUGUUCCCAUGAUCCUGGUUGGAAAUAAAUGUGAUCUGGAGGUGGAGCGUGUGGUGGCCAAAGAGUCAGGCAUCGGUCUCGCUCGCCAGUGGAACUCCUGCGCCUUCCUUGAGACCUCGGCCAAGAGCAAGAUUAACGUCAACGAGAUCUUCUACGACCUUGUCCGACAGAUCAACAGGAAGAGUCCCGUUCCAGGGAAAACCCGCAAAAAGUCCACUUGUCAGCUUCUCUAAUGGCAGAUUCCUGCUCACCUGAUAACCAACCAACCAAUCACAGGACAUCUUCCAGCUGGCCACGCCCCUUUAACACAACCAUGUCAUCAUCAGCAUCAGCCACUCUGUUACCAUGACGAUCGCUUCUCCCAUCCUUCAUCACACUAUGUAAAGGAGACUGUUGCCUUGGAAACAUUAAAACAGAACAUCAAAGGACUGCUACGGUGGUGGCGAUGAUGAUGAUGAUUCUUCUGUUGCGGGAAUGCAGGGGCUUGAUUUAAACUACGGUUCCCAUCAUGCUCUCUGCUAGGCUGUCUUUGCAGUGGGGAGUGGCUUCUUGCUUUUUUUUCUUUUCUUUUUAAAACAUUUUAAACUUUUUUUUUUUGUUUCUUUCGCCUUAUUGUUUUCCGGCAGCCCUGAGCCAAUCACAGGGCCAACCGUCAGCUGUGUUGGCAUCGCCGCGGUGAUGACGGUGCCGCCGACACGGCUGACCGUGGGUGUGUGUGGCUCUGGUGAAACCUGUGGAUUCAUACAGUGGUUAUUAUUACAGUGAUUAUUAUUAUUAUGAUUCUUUGUGAAAACAAUUAAGUCAUUUUAUGUUUUUGAUUUUU